CCCCGAUCAACGGACAGAGCUCUGUCAUGUGAUCAGCUGUGUCCAAUCAUAGCUGAUCGCGAGCUGUCAGCGUUCGGCAUUCCUCAGAGGGGACAUCUACACUGAUGAUCAGUGCCCUGAUGAUCAGUGUAGCCCCAUCAAUGCCACAAAUCAGUGUCCAUUAAUGCCACCUGUCAGUACCCAUCAAUGCCACCUGUCAGUGCCCAUCAGUGCACAUCAAUGCCACAUAUCAGUGCCUACCAGUGCUCAUCAAUGCCACAUAUCAGUGCCCAUCUGAGCUGCCUUUCAGUGCCAACUAUCAGUGCCAGUCAGUGCCACCUAUCAGUGCCAGUAAGUGCCGCCUAUCAGUGCUGCCUAUCAGUGCCUGUCAGUGCCGCCUAACAGUG
Messenger RNA from Staurois parvus, 386 nucleotides. NCBI's taxonomy places the organism in Eukaryota, Metazoa, Chordata, Amphibia, Anura, Ranidae. The record is from the annotation of a GenBank genome assembly.